Molecule: messenger RNA, 1576 nt
Organism: Columba livia (rock pigeon)
Lineage: Eukaryota; Metazoa; Chordata; Aves; Columbiformes; Columbidae
Product: SUN domain-containing protein 3-like
Exons: 4
Coding region: 1003-1404 (133 amino acids)
Cellular component (GO): meiotic nuclear membrane microtubule tethering complex; nuclear envelope
Molecular function (GO): protein-membrane adaptor activity
Source: RefSeq, a predicted model, not a curated record
UGGAAACAGACUCCGCAAUCCUUGUAGUGAUGAGCCUAGCUGUUUUCAGUGAGUAUUUGCCGAGUGCCAGCAGAGGCACAGAGGCACACGGGCUGUGAGCUUCAGUGAGAGGCUGAGGAGCUGCAGCACCAGUGGGGGCCUUCAAACCUCCCACCUUUGCAGGUCUGGGAGGUCACCAGAUGCUUGCUGCAUGCAGGGGAAGGGUAGCGUAGGGCAGAGUCCUUGCUUGGAUCGGCAGUCUCUCUGCACCAUAUGCUCAGCCCGUCUCUUACCACCCUGGUGUGGGAGGAGACUGCACGGCUACGGGCAUCCUUAGAAACUCUAGUGAAGCAUCUCUGUCUUGGUUGCAGCUGGUGCCUGCUGUGGGAUGUCACUGCUCCUGUGGACAGCACAGACAAUGAAUGUGCAAGAGGUCAGUGGGACAGGAAAGUCUUGCAAAGGAGCUCUGCCGGGAGAGGGGGGGUUGAGUAGACUGCCCCAUCCUCCGGCUCCUGGCAGUGACCCUCAAAAUCAGCACCAGCUUCUGCCGUGCAUCCCUAGAGCCGCUGGCUCUGGAAAGUCCCGACAGCUCUGGGACUCACAUUAGGGCCUUUCUCUUUCAGUUGCUGCUGGGGCUGCCUGCAGCCGAGCUGAGGUCCCUGCGGUAAGAGCCCUCUCCUCUCCUGACCUGCAGCAGCUUUGCUGGGUCCCGGCAGAUGAGCCCACGCUCUUGCGCUCACUCGCACAGUGCACAGUGCUCAUGCCUUUCGCAGCUGCCUGGGCCUUUGGCUAAACCUGGAGCGGGAAGGAAGCACUUGCAAACUGGGGAAAGAAGAGGGGGCUCCAGCACCUCUGUCUCUGCUCCUGCCCGGCCUGGAGCCUCUGGGCUGGGCCAGGCAGCUCUCUGACAAGAUCUGCUUUCCUGCUGACUGCAGGAACACGCUCGCUCUGUGGAGGGAACAAGCCCAAGAGGUGCAAGAGCUGAGGGAUGAGGCGGCACGUCUGGCUGCAGAGAUCAGUACUAUGAUGAAGGAAUUUCAGCAAAUGAGAGACGCAAAGUCUGCAAACACGGGGAUGUCUGACUGGGCUCUGAAAACCCCAGGGGCUGCCAUCGACCUGCAGAAAUCGUCCAGCCGCUGCACAGGGUUCUGUAGUGUGUUUUGGUUCCUGUGUGCUCCACCGCGCCUGGAUAGCUUUGUGCAGCCGGACACAUCCCCGGGAUACUGCUGGCCGUUCCAAGGGUCUCGGAGUGAGGUGCUAAUCCGGUUGCCCACACAAAUACAACCAACAGCUGUGGUCAUACAACACACCUCAAAGGCAGCCUCUCCACCGGGGACUGUCAGCAGUGCCCCCAGAGAUUUCACCGUCUCUGUAAGUCUCUGCCGGGCACUGGGAGCUGGGACCGGGCACGGGGAAAAGCUGUAAUGGGGACCUGGAGCUCUGUGCACAUUAGCCAAGAUUGCUGUGCUCCCAGCUCUGCUGUUCCCCGAGGGGACAUUGCAAGGGACACAUGCGGCGGUGACCCCCCUAAGAUUUGCUCAGUGUGUUUUGGCCCAGCACCUCCAGGACCCUGAGCAUGAGACAAGGAGGAGACUCA